GACAGUACCGAGGGGUCAAAGACCAUCAAGAUGUCUUUUUUAUUCGACUGGAUCUACAGGGGGUUUAAUAGUGUUUUACAGUUCUUAGGUCUGUACAAAAAGUCUGGGAAGCUGGUUUUCCUGGGCCUGGACAAUGCUGGCAAAACAACACUCCUACACAUGUUAAAAGAUGACCGACUUGGCCAACACGUGCCAACGCUGCAUCCAACUUCUGAAGAGCUGACAAUCGGUGGGAUGACAUUUACGACAUUCGAUCUGGGAGGACAUGUGCAAGCUCGACGAGUGUGGAAGAACUAUCUGCCGGCUGUGAAUGGAGUCGUCUUUCUCGUAGACUGUGCGGAUCACGACAGGCUGACAGAGUCCAAGACUGAACUCGAUGCUCUCCUGGGAGACGAGACCAUUUGCAAUGUACCAGUGCUGGUGUUGGGUAAUAAAAUUGACCGUCCAGAGGCCAUCAGUGAAGGAGGACUGAGAGGAGCCUUUGCGCUUGAUGGUCAAGUUACCGGAAAGGGAAAUGUCUCUUUGAAGGAGCUGAACGUCCGACCGCUGGAGAUUUUCAUGUGCAGCGUGCUGAAGAAGCAAGGCUAUGGGGAAGGUUUCAGAUGGUUAUCACAGUACAUCGACUGACGCACAGGACUGAAGUUUAACCAGAAGGGAUUUCCUUGACACAUUUUCAUGAAGCGUGACAAAGAUUUUGUGUCUUUGCCAGUGUCAAUCAGCCCAAAUUUCAAACGGUAUUAUUAAGAGCGUACUAAAAGCAUAUUCUUUUUAAUACUAAUAGCAUUUAUUCAGGUUUUAAAGGUUUCUAUGCAAACUUUUAAAAGUGGUUCAUGGUGAACUGUCCUACGUGUGUUAUUAAUGUUAACUGAGUUGUAACGUGAACAGUCAUGCAUUAUGCAAGAAUGUAGAUAUGUACACAUCUGUGUUGCUUAAUUAUGGAAUAGACCAACUACUUGAGUGGGAAUUUAUUAGGAUGCAAGUGGUGAAAAUUAAGGAGUCACUGGUGGUUGGGAUGCGUAGUUUACUGCUUGUCUGACAUCGGAUGUAGAUUUUAAAAUUAGACAAAUAACUAAAUACAGAAGAUCAAUUUUAGUUUGUUUAAUCCUAUGCUAUGCAGUCACUGCCUUCAAAGCAUAUAGCCAAAGAUGUAUGCUAAUGACUUUCGGAUUAGCAGGGAGAGAGAUUUGGACUUCAACAAAAGAUAUCUUCCAUGCUGAGCUCUGAGCCAAAAUAAUGUCAAAUCCCCUUAAGACACCAUAAAAGAAGAAAAGACAGCGCGUCCCACAAAUAAAUGCAAAGAUGAUGGAGCAAACGGCGUCAAAUUGAACCGCUCACUGAUGAGUGUGCUGUGAAUAAUGUGCUUCUCACUUUCAGUGUCUUGAUGCAAUUGGCUUGUUUAUUUUUGCAUCUUGUCUUCUAUGCGUGGACCCAAAAGUGAAGUUACAUGUUGCGUUGAAGGGAUCUAAUUCGAAAUGUGUCAGCUGGACCAAAAUUAGUUUUCGUAAUUUAUCUUUGACUUUGAGGCUCUUCAAUGCAGAGCUCAAAGAUAAAAUGUCCGUGCAGAACUUUUCUGACUUUCAAUUGCUGUCCUUGCUUUAUUAUAUCAUGAAGGCUGUAAUAAUGUGUUGCCCUUAAAAUGUCAGGAAGCAAUAAAAUAGAAUGACCAACUGUACUGUAGCAGAGACUUAUAUUCCACUUUAUAUGAGUAAGCAAGAAUAAAUGUAGUUCUGAGCCUGUUUAUUGAAAUCAGUCAUUAAUGAAAUUAAUGGGUAAUUUAUCCUUUGUUAUUUAUUCCUUUAGUUAGAGCCUGAGCAAUAUAUGGGCAUGUAACCAGCAUGUAAGCUGUGCAACAGGGUUGAAGUGCUGCAGGUACUUUUUGACUAUCUUAAAAGAUAUGAGAGUGCACAUUAAUAUGUACUAUUCUAUUCUUAAUCUGUUCUUUGACUUUUACUGUUUGCUGCAUCCCAUGUUUACAGGGCAACAUUUUGAAUAUUUUACUUAUUAAUAUAUGCAGGGAUGUUUGUGACUGAGACAAAAAGAUACAUGUGAAACAGAUUUUAUACAAGGAAUCUUGGGUGUUUACUGAGAUGUGCAUGUAAACAAACUGCUUUUCCUUUGAACAGUGUUCUGUACCAGUUGCUGAAUCCUGUAAAUUAUGUAUAAAACAGUUGUAAAUGUUUGUACAGUAACUGCGCUUUAGCUGACAAUAUAAAGUACUGGAGUUAUUAGUAACUGACUGUAACUUGAAAUAAUUAUCUGUGCAAGCAGUUUGACCUUGAAUGACAACAUCCGCACAUAAA
Molecule: messenger RNA, 2300 nt
Organism: Chelmon rostratus (copperband butterflyfish)
Lineage: Eukaryota; Metazoa; Chordata; Actinopteri; Chaetodontiformes; Chaetodontidae
Gene: sar1aa
Product: secretion associated, Ras related GTPase 1Aa
Exons: 7
Coding region: 31-627 (198 amino acids)
Biological process (GO): endoplasmic reticulum to Golgi vesicle-mediated transport; intracellular protein transport; membrane organization
Cellular component (GO): COPII vesicle coat; endoplasmic reticulum exit site
Molecular function (GO): GTP binding; GTPase activity
Source: RefSeq, a predicted model, not a curated record